AUGGAUGGCUAUGAUAAAUUGAAACCCUAUGGGAUUGGCAUCCAUGGCUGCAUUGACGGGUUUAGCCGAUACGUAUUAUGGGCAGAGGCCUACACCACGAACAAUGAUCCGAAGGUGGUUGCAAGUUACUUUAUUAAAACAGUUUCACGCAUUGGUGGAUGCCCAGAAAGGAUCCGUGCUGACAGGGGCACAGAAAAUGGCCAUGUUGAACAGAUGCAAAUGUUUUUGCAAAGAAACCGCUCAGAUAGCUUUGCAGGGGACAAAAGUUUCCUUUAUGGAAGAAGUACCACCAAUCAGCGCAUUGAAGGAUGGUGGACCACCCUCCGCAAACAGAGUGCACAAUUCUGGAUGAAUUUAUUUCAAACUCUUCAGGAUGAUGGUCACUUCACAGGAAACUUUCUGGAUAAAAGCCUCAUCCAGUUCUGCUUUCUCAAUCUCAUGCAGGAUGAGCUGGAUGAAGUUGUGAACACAUGGAACUCCCACAAAAUAAGAUCAAGGUUGACCGGUGAUGCAGCUUCAGGUCGGCCAGUCGUCAUGUAUUCAUUCCCUGCCAUUCACAGUGCUGAGGAUCGACUGAAAUCUGCUGAAAUGGAAGAGGUCAUUGUAUGUAUGGAAGAGUGCACGCCAAAAGCCCAGUUUCCUUGUGAUGAAACUGUUUUUGAGCUGUGUUGUCUGCUCAUGGAGGAAAAUGAAUGGCAUGCUCCAUCAGAUCCAUUAGCUGCAAGUGAUUUGUACAUUACAUUGAGGGGAGAAAUAUUGAAGAUUGUAUGA
Molecule: messenger RNA, 771 nt
Organism: Synchiropus splendidus (mandarinfish)
Lineage: Eukaryota; Metazoa; Chordata; Actinopteri; Syngnathiformes; Callionymidae
Exons: 2
Coding region: 1-771 (256 amino acids)
Molecular function (GO): nucleic acid binding
Source: RefSeq, a predicted model, not a curated record